AUGAACACACUGCAACUCUUUUCUAGCACUGUAAGGAAAAUUCUGCUCGAUAUUGAGCUGCACGAUCUGGAACCAAUACGCAACCUGCGCGGCAGAGGGCAACUAGCGAAAGUCCUACAGGAUAAGCCCGUUCCGCAGCAGAACGCGGAGAUAGUAGUCGAUAGUCUUCCUGUUGCCGCAGGCGAGCCGGUCGACCUUGUCGGGGAUAUAGGACUGGUACGUGGCGAGGUUGUUCGUUUUGUACAGUUGGUCGGAGAUAAGCAGGAUGCCACCAGGGGCGAGGCGCUAGACGACCUGGGCUACGGAUUGUUCGAAUACUUCUGGGAGGAAAUAGGUAUAGACACCGCGGACGACGACGAGAUCGUAGGGGACUUCCGGGUCAGGAAGCAGAUCAAUAUCCUAGCCGUUGCAGAGGUAGAGGUAGACGCAGGCGGCCAGAUCGGCGGGGAUAGUGUCGGCGAAGUAGUCCAGCUAGCGCUAGCUAAUGUUAAUAGCGUCGAUGCGCGGGCAGUCUAG
Messenger RNA from Penicillium subrubescens, 516 nucleotides. RefSeq lists its product as uncharacterized. The record is from RefSeq and is a predicted model, not a curated record. The coding region runs from base 1 to 516 and encodes 171 amino acids. The transcript has 2 exons. NCBI's taxonomy places the organism in Eukaryota, Fungi, Ascomycota, Eurotiomycetes, Eurotiales, Aspergillaceae.